Messenger RNA from Labrus bergylta (ballan wrasse), 1073 nucleotides. NCBI's taxonomy places the organism in Eukaryota, Metazoa, Chordata, Actinopteri, Labriformes, Labridae. The record is from RefSeq and is a predicted model, not a curated record.
GAUUAAAAAUGAGGCGCUCAAGAACUCAGCCAAUUGCUGAAAUUGAGAAAUGGACAGAGGAAGACGUCCAUCGGUGGCUGAUGACAGAGGUCAAAGUACACAAGACAUGUGCAGACAGGUUUGUUGAAGAAGAAGUGUCAGGAGACUCUUUAGUUGCCUUUAAAAAGACAGAUAUAUUGGACUUGGGAAUAAAACAUGGUCCUGCUGUCAAAAUAAUAUCUUAUCUUGAAAGUCUAAGAGAUGGUUUACAACGUGAUCAGUUCCCAGCUUAUGUGGAAAAUUGGACGAAGGAGCAAGUGCACCAGUGGUUACUGCAGCAUGUGAAUGCUUACAGCAAAUAUGCUAUACGGCUCCAAGAAGAAGAUGUGUCUGGAGAUUGCCUUGUUUGUUUCAAGAAGCAAGAUCUUCUGGACCUGGAAGUCAAAAGUGGCCCUGCUGUUAAGAUUCUGUCAAAUCUCAGACAACUGAGCAAAGACCAAGAGCCGACUCUGCAACCCAUCCCUCAUAAUGAACAAAAAGAAGCUCCAAACCCCAUUCAACCGGAAGUCAGUGUGGCUCAGACGGUAGCAUCGGAUCCAGCAGAACCGUUCAACACAACUGAAGUGCAAGCGGACAAAAUGUUAGGAAAGAAGUCUGGAAAGGCUCAACAGCAAUUCAAGAAAGCUUCAGAGGAGAAGAAGAUUGAUGAGCCAAAGCCACAAAACUUCAAAGCCAGAAGGAAAGAAACCGUGGUGACCUCAGUCCUUCCGGGAGUUCCCAAUAAACUGUGGUGAUCCAGGAAACCCUGGAUAACCUUAAAAAAGAAGACUUUAAAAAGUUUCAUUUUCACCUAAAACAAUACAAAACAUCCCAGUUUCAACCUAUUCGUGAGAGUAAACUGGAGGGCAAGGACACCAUGGACACUGCUCAAUUAAUGACUGACCACUAUGAGAGCAAUGGGGCUGUGAGAGUCACAGUAGAUGUUCUACGGGAAAUCAAUCAAUGUGAACGUGCUAAUCAGCUUGAAAACACCAUGGGUGGACUGGAGCAGCAUCUUCUUUCGAGAGAUAAGAAGAAAGAAGCCAACCAGGGUG